Messenger RNA from Equus quagga, 1074 nucleotides. Its product is annotated as major facilitator superfamily domain-containing protein 1-like. NCBI's taxonomy places the organism in Eukaryota, Metazoa, Chordata, Mammalia, Perissodactyla, Equidae. The transcript is spliced from 6 exons. The coding region runs from base 50 to 628 and encodes 192 amino acids. The record is from RefSeq and is a predicted model, not a curated record. Gene Ontology annotation, cellular component: lysosome.
ACUCCGCCCUGGGCCGGCCGCUGUCGCUCGUUGGUGCCCGGCCGGCUCGAUGGAGGAGGAGGAGGAGGAGGCGCGGGCGCUGCUGGCGGGCGGCCCCGGCGCGCCCAGCGCGCUGCCGACCCUCUGCGACCCCGGCCGCCUGGCGCACCGGCUGCUGGUGCUGCUGCUGAUGUGCUUCCUGGGCUUCGGCAGCUAUUUUUGCUAUGAUAAUCCUGCUGCGCUUCGAAGUCAGUUUAAGCGGGUGGUGUUUGCUCUGGGUGGAAUCUUUAAUGCCUUUUGGCUGAUGGAAUUUGGAAGAUUUGUGUUUGGGAUUGGUGGGGAGUCCUUAGCAGUUGCCCAGAAUACAUAUGCUGUGAGUUGGUUUAAAGGCAAAGAAUUAAACUUGGUGUUUGGACUCCAGCUUAGCAUGGCUAGAAUUUCUUCACGUACGCUCCCCCAGGCUCUGCGUGCCGUUCGCGGUGAUUGGAAGCUCGCUGUGAUGGGCGGCCCACCUUCUCCGGCUAACUUCGUAGAGCUCAGCCUCACACAGGUGAAGGCCGCCUGCGCGAGUAGCGUGAUGGAUGGCUCUGACUUUGUCCUCUGGUUAAUGUUCAUUUCCUCUGCUGUGCGCCAGCACUUUGCUUACUAAGGCAGCUCUUAAGUUCUUGGUCAGACAUGCUCAUUUUCUGUGUUUGUCUAAGCCGCAUGAUGUUGGUUUCAGGUGCUUGACCGUGGUGCUCACACCUCUCUGGACUGAGCACGGGUGGCCACUGCUCCCGGCAUUUGCACCCUGGAAAGGAUCAUGGUGUUUUAGGUUUGGUCUGAAAGAUGGCACCCAGGAGAACAACAUUAUGCUUUUAUUAAUGCAACCUGUAGGGUGUUCUGACCGUCCCAAACCCCUUUAGGUUUUCUCUUCAUAAACUCCUAUGAAUAGAGGUUUUUAAAAAAAUCCUUACCAUUAAAAAUCAAGCUUUCCAAAUCCUGAGAAAAAAGAACAAAACGGGAGGCAUCACAAUCCCUGACUUCAAAACAUACUAUAAAGCUACAGUAAUCAAAACAGCAUGGUACUGGUACAAAAACAGGUGCACAGAUCAA